CGCUUCGUGGCAGCAAGCUUCACAUUUGCACAAGCACUCGAAGAGAGAAGUUUAUCUCAAAAGAUCGCUGUUUAAUCAAGCUAAAUUUAAGGUAAGAAUCUUUAGUCUUUUACUGUGAAUUUGCUUUAGCCUUCGUCAAUCGAAGGGCGACUUAUAUAUGUUUUUGAAACGCGACUAAAUUCAUGAACCGUUCGCUAAUAGAAUUCGUUCAACUGAUAUUUUUUUCUGCAUGAGUGUCGCCACGUGUAUUGUACGGGCUUUCAAACUUUUGGCUAUUUCUUAACGUUUUCGAUAAAAUCUUGUAGCAUUUAACUUCAGAAUCCUUGUCUUUUGUCUUCCUAUAACUUAUAUUUCUUUUCUUGCAAUUUUAGGCCAGAAAGUUCCGCGAGAAAUUCGCUCAAGCCAUAGACUGGCCACAAAGUCAGCGGGGAUAUAUAACCAGGUAAAUAUAUGUAAUAUUUCUCUAUAAAUAUUUGUCCUAAAAUAGAAUGAACGCUUACUUUUAAGAAUUGUUAAGCAUCCUGGUAGAAUUAUAGUCUUCUUAGUCUAAAUUUUGGUCAACUUUUCUCAAGAUAAUACCUAAAAUGAAAGCUGUAUGCUUUACUCAAACGGUUUGGUUGUACUUCAUCUGUACUGUACAGUUUGUCCACAAUUUUGUACGAUAUUUUCUAGACUUCCCAGUCGAAAAUUCUCAAAUUAAUUUGCUAUUUCUUUGAGCUUAUGUUGCAAUUAGACUGACAGUUUUGUUCUAAAUAGCUCGCCGUUCGCUUAUUAACAAUUCUGAAGCGAAUUCUGUUUAAUUCGACUAAAUAUUAAUGCUGAAUUUUACUGUAAAAUGCUUCCAUACGAGUAUACGCGUUCAAUUAUUGAUGUAUUUUUUAUUUUUCUUCCAGGUGCAAAAUUUAAUGAAGUGUAACGACCCGCAAAAAUGAUAACCCUUUCAACAUGCACGAGUAAGUACAAUUUAAUGCAUUUGCCAUGAUAGUUUCGUCUAAGUCACAUGUGAGAAUAAUUCUAGCUUCAAAUUCGGGUACUCCGAAUUCCUGUCGUAACACACAGGCGUUAUGGAUUUCUGCAUGCCUUACAUAAUAAUUUUUUGUUCUGUGCGUAUAACACGCGUUCAAAACCAAUUCCGAUUACAUUCAAAUUUGUAUUUUUCGACACAUUUCUCAAUCGGCAAGCAAACUUAGAGCUUUAUGUGUAAAAUAACGCUAAAAUGAAUUGAUUUUAAAUGGUGAAAAAAAGAGAAAAUUAUGUUUGAAGUUCAGUAUAUGUUUUGCUGAGGUAUUGCUGUAAAUAUUGGCGUCACUUUUAAAGCAUCGUUGCUAAUUGUAGUUCAUUUUACUUUUCAGGUUGGAAGGAGGAAACCCGCGCUUGGGCGGACAAGGAUUUUUUUACCUGCACAUUUUUAUUUUUGAGCCCGAUUUUUUUCAUACUCAGUCGUCGUCAGGACGCAAGAUUUCAGAGACAAGGAGACGAGAAGAGCCCAGCUCGUCUGCCUUCAUUUCAAAACUCGCACAUCAUCCAAAACUUAAGUGUGUGCAUGAAAACAUGCUUAGGACUCUCCUAGGGGCUAGUUUAGGAUGAUAUGACAAACGAGCGUGAUGAACUCGUCAGAUUGAGUUAGUUAGGACUCAAUGCGUGAGAUAAACGCUUAGCCAGUCCCCUCGGUAUCUACCCCAAAACAUGUUCGCACAUUUUAUUUUUGUUCAAUGCUCAAUGUGGAGCACUCGUGGAAAAGAAGAAGAUUAAUGGUGGAUGAAGAUUCAGAAGGUAUUGUAUUGUAUUGUGUUCUAUAUAUUAUUUAUAUUAUCAUUCAGGGUUUCUAAAAAAAGUUAGUGACCCUCUAGAAAGUUAGUAGUUUAGUCUAGUCUUAACCACACAAUUACACUAUACUUAUUCAUGUUUUAUUUUGUUGUUUUAGAAAACGGAAGCCUUUAUGAUGGGAUGUCUCUUACGAAUGCGAAUGCAAGUUGGCGUAAGCUGAUGAGACUGAUGGCUCGAGCAUUUCCCCAGAGGUUUGCACCGGGUGCUCCAGUUUUUAGCCAACAUCACAGAGUGUCUCUGGGUACUCCAGAUUUAAAUAAACACCACAGAUUGUCUCUGGGUAAUCCAGAUUUAAAUGAACACUACAAAUUUACACAGAGUAGCCCGGAUUUAGUCGAGCAUCGCAGAUUGUUUCUGGGUACUCCAGAUUGAAGCAAACAUCACAGAUUUUCGCCGGGUACUCCGGAUUAAUUAAACACAACAGGGUUUCUCGAAUAUAGUCGCCUAAGUGGUGACGUCAGCAGUGAUUUGAGGUAGUCAGACUUCAAUGAGGUAUGGAUGCUGAAAACAUUCUAGCAAAACGCUUAAACGAAGAACGAAAUGCCGAAUCCCGUGUGCAAAUUCUCAGUGAUCUGAAGGUUGCGGUAGUGUAGGUCUAUGUGAGCAGUCCAGUGAUUCUCCAGCUCAGUUUCUACAACUAGAGCAUGCGCAGAACGGUUGAUAGCGAUGUUGAUUUCACGUGAUUUCCCGCGAGUUGUCCCUGCCCUCAGAUUUGAUGGAGAAGUACGUUGGAAAGGCGCCUUCCUAUAUGCGUGCUUUUUGUUUGAGUCUGGUGGAAGGGGCAUUUCAACCGGAAGCCUCGGGAAAUCGAUAUCGCUAUCCAUCGUUCUGCGCAUGCUCCAGUUGCAGAAACUGAGCUGG
Paramuricea clavata is the source of this 2688-nucleotide messenger RNA. Lineage: Eukaryota; Metazoa; Cnidaria; Anthozoa; Malacalcyonacea; Plexauridae. The record is from the annotation of a GenBank genome assembly.